Aspergillus puulaauensis is the source of this 963-nucleotide messenger RNA. RefSeq names its product carbon-nitrogen hydrolase family protein. The record is from RefSeq and is a predicted model, not a curated record. Bases 1 to 963 code for a protein of 320 amino acids. The transcript has 3 exons. Gene Ontology annotation, molecular function: catalytic activity. Lineage: Eukaryota; Fungi; Ascomycota; Eurotiomycetes; Eurotiales; Aspergillaceae.
AUGUCUGCAAAAACCAUCAAGGUUGCCGCCGUUCAGGCUGAGCCCGAAUGGAACGACCUCGAAGCCGGCGUCACCAAGACAAUCGCCUAUAUCGAAGACGCUGCAUCCAACGGAGCGAACGUCUUGGGAUUUCCCGAGGUCUUUAUUCCUGGCUAUCCAUGGAGCAUCUGGGCGAAUUCCCCAGUCGAAAACGCUGCCUUCAUGGACGAGUAUUUCCGCAACUCUCUCGAAAGAGAAUCUGAGCAGAUGGAUCGAAUUCGCGCCGCCGUGAGAGACGCCGGCAUAUUUGUUGUCCUCGGAUACAGCGAGCGCUACAGAGGAACACUCUACAUCGCGCAGUCUUUCAUCGACCCAACAGGAACUAUCGUGCACCACCGCCGAAAGAUCAAGCCCACGCACGUAGAGCGAGCCUACUGGGGAGACGGCCAAGCAGACUCCCUAAAGACAGUCGUCGCCUCGCCAUUCGGCAACAUCGGCGGCCUGAACUGCUGGGAACACACCCAGACCCUGCUCCGGUACUAUGAAUACUCGCAGGACGUCGACAUUCACGUCGCAAGCUGGCCGCUCAUCUGGGACAUGCCUCCAGGCCAACCCUGGACCUACCAGAUAACACCGGGCCUAAACUCGACCCUUUCCCAGACCAUGGCUUUUGAAGGAGCCUGCUUUGUCCUGGUAUGCACGCAGGUGCUGACGGAGAAGAAUCGCCAGAAAUGUCGUCUGGAGAACUUUUCCUAUGCCACGACACCGAGUGGUGGCUUCUCGAUGAUUUAUGGGCCCGAGGGGACGCCUCUGGUUGAGGCGCCGGCACCUGGGGAGGAGGUUAUUCUGUAUGCUGAAAUUAAUCUGCAUGAUAAGGCAGUGGCGAAGCAUAACCUGGAUCUUGUGGGACAUUAUUCUCGACCGGAUCUGCUCAGCCUUCGCGUCACUACGGAUGUGGGAAAGCCAGUCCAUUUCAAGGAAUAG